Molecule: messenger RNA, 788 nt
Organism: Rhipicephalus sanguineus (brown dog tick)
Lineage: Eukaryota; Metazoa; Arthropoda; Arachnida; Ixodida; Ixodidae
Product: TNF receptor-associated factor 6
Exons: 2
Coding region: 102-749 (215 amino acids)
Source: RefSeq, a predicted model, not a curated record
ACACUAUCUGAAGAUGUUAUCCGUUAUUACGUGAUUUAAAGCAAACGCCCAGCUGAGCCGACCAGGGAAGCGUCUGUGUUGCCGCUCAUUCGCAGCGACAGAUGACUACUGGUACGCGAGAUCUCGGACGCCGGGCUCUGCACCGAGUGACCGACUCGGUCCGCGGCGCCAAUUGGCGCCCAACGGUGUUCGUCGACGAGGUGACGUUGAAUCGCUACGCCUGCUGCGUGUGCCACGUCCUUCCAAGCACGACGAUCGUACUUCCCUGUUCCCACGGCGUGUGCCGGCAGUGCCAUGCUGGCUGCAUCGACAAGGAUGGCCGUAGCCUUUGUCCCAUGGACGGAGAGCCAUUCUGCGAGAACGAGUGCCAGGAGUCGAAGCUUUCGGCAAGGAAGAAGCAGGACCUGAAGGCCUGCUGCUGGAACGAGUCCUACGGCUGCGACUUCGUUGGCCCUCUAGCGGGGGUUCUCGAACACUAUGAGCAAGAGUGCGCUUUCCACGUGUCCCCCUGUCAAAAAUGUGGCGAGAUCGUCAUGACUGAUAUGCUAGCCGCCCACUACAUUGGCCACUUAAACUGCCGAUUGCCGUCUCAGACACUCCCGAGUCCCCGCUACAAGGUGAUGGCGCCUCCAUCGUCAGCGAUAACGCCACAGCCAGUGGGUCAGGUACGGACGAGGCACUGUUGCGCGUGUUCGAGGCGACUGCUGCCGGCCAGCUUCACCGCACGGUCAAUGCGCUUGAGCGAUUGACCGUGGCCAUAGACGCCCGAGUGGAGGAAAUGGAGGAGC